AUGCGCUCUCAUCGGUGCGGGAGUCUAAGGAGGAACUGGUGCACCUGCUUCCAAAGAGGCAGCCUCCGGUACGUAGACUGGCGCCAAAAUGGAGACCAAGGUUCCAGCAGCCUCAGAGACGGGCACAGACGGCUCCUGCUGAAGCCAGAGGGGGUUUUCACAACCGACCCGUGGCUGUGUGAAGAGGAAACUUCAAUAAAUCCGCCAGCAAGCACAAAGGCAAAAGCCUCGGACAAAGUCCAGGAGGAAAUUGAGCGUGUGAUUGGGAGGGAACGCCCCCCGCAGGCCGAGGACAGGAAGAGCAUGCCCUACAUGGAUGCCGUGCUGCACGAGAUCCAGAGAGUGGGCAAUGUGGUGCCCAUGAACCUGCUGCACGAGACCACAGGGGACACCACCUUCCGGGGGUACAGGAUACCCAAGGGUACCCCGGUGAUCCCGCUGCUCUCCUCCGUGCUCUCUGAUAAGACACAGUGGGAGACCCCUCACCAGUUCAACCCCAACCACUUCCUGGACGCGCAGGGCAAGUUUGUCAAGAGAGACGCCUUCAUGCCCUUCUCAGCAGGUCAGGUGUGUCUUGGAGAGACCCUUGCCAAGGUGGAGCUCUUCCUCUUCUUCACCAUGCUCCUGCAGAAGUUUCACUUCCGCCCGCCCCAGGAGGUCAGCCCGGAGCAACUGGACCUCACCCCCACCCCUGGCAUCACCUCCGGCCCCCAGCCCUUCCAACUGUGCGCCCUGAGCCACUGAGAGACCCUGUGACACUGCAACCCUGCCUUACUGCAUCUGCUAGACCUUACUGCAGCCACUGACCCCUCCCACUGGACGCUAUUGAAAUGAGGGCGUCAAUUCAUUACAAUUUUUGAUCGGUUAAUUUAUUGGCAUUAGAAAACGGUUCAGUACAGUCGGCCAAUCAGCUUCCAGUUCUAGCGGGCUCUAAUAGACAGUAGAUGCCCGCUGGAACGUCUCGACGCCAACUCAGAAUCAAAUUUAAAAUGAAUCGACGCAAGUGGUGGCUUUUUUCUUUUUGACUUGGUGUAUUUUUAAGUGUAGUAAACAUCUAUUGGACGGUAAAUACUAAACAAAGACGUAAUUGGUCAAAAUGAAUUUUAUUAUCCACCAAAACAGCCAAUCA
Molecule: messenger RNA, 1129 nt
Organism: Polyodon spathula (Mississippi paddlefish)
Lineage: Eukaryota; Metazoa; Chordata; Actinopteri; Acipenseriformes; Polyodontidae
Product: cytochrome P450 2K1-like
Exons: 4
Coding region: 1-744 (247 amino acids)
Biological process (GO): xenobiotic metabolic process
Cellular component (GO): cytoplasm; intracellular membrane-bounded organelle
Molecular function (GO): iron ion binding; oxidoreductase activity, acting on paired donors, with incorporation or reduction of molecular oxygen, reduced flavin or flavoprotein as one donor, and incorporation of one atom of oxygen; heme binding
Source: RefSeq, a predicted model, not a curated record